GGCGGCUCCGGGAGCGGCUCCGGCACCGGGAGCGGGUCCGGGAGCGGCCCCAGCGCAGCCCCCGCGCCCCCCGGCCCCCCGCGCCCCCCGUGCCCCCCGCCAUGGCGCAGACGCUGCAGAUGGAGAUCCCCAACUUCGGGAACAGCAUCCUGGAGUGCCUCAACGAGCAGCGGCUGCAGGGGCUCUUCUGCGACGUGUCCGUGGUGGUGAAGGGCCACGCGUUCAAGGCCCACCGGGCCGUGCUGGCCGCCAGCAGCUCCUACUUCCGAGACCUGUUCCACAGCUCCAAGAGCGCCGUGGUGGAGCUGCCGGCGGCCGUGCAGCCCCAGUCCUUCCAGCAGAUCCUCAGCUUCUGCUACACCGGCCGCCUGAGCAUGAACGUGGGCGACCAGUUCCUGCUCAUGUACACGGCGGGCUUCCUGCAGAUCCAGGAGAUCAUGGAGAAGGGCACCGAGUUCUUCCUCAAGGUCAGCUCGCCCAGCUGCGACUCGCAGGGGCUGCACGGCGACGACACGCCGGGCUCGGAGCCGCAGAGCCCGGUGGCGCAGACGUCGGCGGGGCAGGGCUGGGCGCUGCCCCUGGUGUCGCGGGUGAAGACGGAGCAGGGCGAGCCCGACGGCGUCCAGUGCACCUUCGUCUUCAAGCGCCUCUGGGACGGGGGGCCCAAGGACGCCGGGGGCAACGGCAGCAGGAAAAUGGCCAAAUUCUCGGACGCCGCCACCGCCGCCGCGGCCCCGCGCCCGCCCAACCCCGCCGGCGCCAACCCCGCCCCGGCGCCCACCCCGGUGCCCCCCGCGGCCGACCAGACCAGCCCCGGGGGCACGUCCAGCGCCUACACGAGCGACAGCCCCGGGUCCUUCCACAACGAGGAGGACGAGGAGGAGGACGGCGGCGAGGAAGGCUCGGACGAGCAGUACCGGCAGAUCUGCAACAUGUACACCAUGUACAGCAUGAUGAACGUGGGCAUGGCGGCCUCGGAGAAGGUGGAGGCCCUUCCAGAGCAGCCCCCCCCGGAGCCCCGUGCCCGUUUCCGGGUGCGCCAGGACCUGGCGUCGCUGCCGGCCGAGCUCGUCACCCAGAUCGGGAACCGCUGCCACCCCAAGCUCUACGACGAGGGGGACCCCGCUGAGAAGCUGGAGCUCAUCACCGGCACCAACGUGUUCAUCACGCGGGCGCAGCUCAUGAACUGCCACGUCAGCGCGGGCACGAGGCACAAGGUGCUGCUGCGCCGCCUCCUCGCCUCCUUCUUCGACCGGUGA
Messenger RNA from Chiroxiphia lanceolata (lance-tailed manakin), 1259 nucleotides. It is a transcript of the gene NACC1, whose product is annotated as nucleus accumbens associated 1. NCBI's taxonomy places the organism in Eukaryota, Metazoa, Chordata, Aves, Passeriformes, Pipridae. Gene Ontology annotation, molecular function: RNA polymerase II cis-regulatory region sequence-specific DNA binding; protein binding; DNA-binding transcription factor activity, RNA polymerase II-specific. Bases 102 to 1259 code for a protein of 385 amino acids. Gene Ontology annotation, biological process: regulation of transcription by RNA polymerase II. The record is from RefSeq and is a predicted model, not a curated record. The transcript is spliced from 4 exons.